UAGGUGACGGACGCGGUGUUUUGCCGGCGACACGCGUGUCUUCUUCUUUCAAGUGAUUGUUCGAUUUCCAGCUAAUAGACAAAAAUUGGCUUUGCUGCGGGCUUCAUUAAGUGGCAAACUCGGAGACUACCGAGCACACGGAGCGAAGUUGUUUGUUUGGACGUUAGCAACGUUGUCGCAGUUAUGGAUUCACCAACACCGCCAAUUGUCAUCGACGAUUCGAACGGUUCAGCAAUGGACGCCUGUUUCACGGCAUUCGACAAGGAUGGCGAUGACCGUCUGAAUCUGGAUGAGUUUACGCUAAUCUGCCGUGCUCUGUUCCGCAACGACAAGGGCCACAUCUACGAUGUACCACACGAACGCCUCGAGCAAAUAUUCGCCGUCUUUGAUACAAAUGGAGAUGGGUUCAUCGACAGAGAGGAGUUUAAAUUUUGCUGGAAUCAAUGGAUAAAAACGAUUGUGCGACCGGUGAACGCGUUUCUCAUUGUUGAUGUACAAAAUGAUUUUAUAAGUGGUUCCUUGGAUAUAAGUAAUUGCAGUGCACAGCAACAAGGACACGAGAUACUGGAGCCCAUUAACAAUCUGCUCGAUACGGUGGACUUUGAUGCGGUAUUUUAUUCGCUGGACUGGCAUCCCAGCGAUCACGUUUCCUUCAUUGAUAAUGUCAAAAUGCGAGCCAUGGAUGAAGCAUCAGCGCUUGAUGCCGAUUCGGCAAAGGUCUUCGAUACGGUCAUCUUUGCUGGGCCGCCACCAAUGAAGCAACGUCUGUGGCCACGUCACUGUGUACAGGACUCGUGGGGUGCUGAGCUGCACAAGGAUCUGAAGGUGGUGGAUCAUGGCAUUAAGGUGUAUAAGGGCACCAAUCCCGAGGUCGACUCAUAUUCCGUAUUCUGGGAUAACAAAAAACUGUCGGAUACUACGCUAAAUGCACAGCUAAAGAUGAAGGGUGCCACAGAUAUAUACGUUUGCGGAUUGGCAUAUGAUGUAUGUGUGGGUGCAACGGCUGUGGAUGCUCUAUCCGCUGGAUAUCGGACCAUCUUGAUAGACGACUGUUGCCGCGGCACCGACGUCCACGACAUUGAGCACACCAAGGAGAAAGUCGUUACUAGCGAUGGAGUUGUAGUUCACACUAAUGAGGUCAAGGCCAUGGCCGAAGGACGCGAUCGUCGACCGGAGUUGGGUUAUAAGCUGGCCAUGGAACUGAAGAGUCCCGAUUCGGUACUGUCGCAACGCAAUGGCUUCAGGCCCUCCUAUUAAGGAUUAAAGACAUCACAAAUAAGCAGAACACACAGAGCUAAACAAUGACACAGGAAACAUGAAAAAUGACAAUUAGUUAACGUAGUUAAUUUUUAGUGAGUUUUCGUUACAAACACAAGUACCAAGUGCCUUGCAAUGUAGUUGAGCUAGCUUUUGCUAAAGAACAUUUCAAAUUUUAUGGAACAAAAGUUAAUGAGAGUGAUUUGGUAGUGUUUCUAAUAAGGAUCAUUCGAAUUGUUUGUAUGCUUAAUACAAUUUUAAACAUUUUUGUCUAUUGACAGGUUAAUGAAAUCAGCUUAAGUAUUACAGAUAUUCCCAAGACCUCCUUUAUUUGUCACCUGUAUUACAAUUACAAGUUUCAUUCAAGCAAUCAGCAAAUGUUGUACACUGCACCUGUUUUAACAACAAAUACAAACAACCCUAACUAUGUAGAGAACUCUGGAAUAUAAUAAAAUCUCAAAUAUAAAGAUGGGCUUCAAUGAAAAAGUACUUAAAGAAAUGCAUAUGAAUUUUAAAUAAAUGAACAAAUUAUUAAGAUA
Molecule: messenger RNA, 1796 nt
Organism: Drosophila innubila
Lineage: Eukaryota; Metazoa; Arthropoda; Insecta; Diptera; Drosophilidae
Gene: Naam
Product: nicotinamidase
Exons: 7
Coding region: 184-1257 (357 amino acids)
Molecular function (GO): calcium ion binding
Source: RefSeq, a predicted model, not a curated record